UAUAUUAUCUGUGUGCUUCCCUGCUUUCUAAUGUCAGUCAAUAUUUUUGUUAUGUUGCAGGUUGACGAGUAAUUAAGAAUACUUAGUUAAAUCAAGGUGAUCUAUAAUCUGAGGUUGGCUUUGCUGGAGAGUCCUGCCCUGACAAAGUAGAGAUGGCCCUGGUAAAAUCAGAUGAGAAAGCCAUGGUUCCUCUGACUUCCAAACCAGCAUGGGAAAAAGAAAAGAAACCAGACAAAAGAAAAGUACUUGAUGAAGAGAUGUUUGUUAGCGACCUGGAAAAAAUCAUCCAGCGUGACUUCUUUCCUGACUUGAAGAAGUUGAAAGCUCAGCAUGAAUACAUGGAAGCCAUGCAGAGGAAUGAUUUGGAGAAGAUGAGAGAGAUGGCCAUCAAGUAUGCAUCCACCUGCAGAACAUCAAGACCUGGAACAUCUACUGUCACUCCCAUGCAAGAAAGAGAGCAAACUCCAUCCACAUUUGAAACCCCUGUACCAGGACAGUUUGCAAGUGAUACACCAAGGACUGCAAAUAAUGACUUCAAGAAUGAGGAUUUACCAUCAAGAGACACAGAUUUGACAAAACUGGAGGAGAAAUCUGAUAGUGAUACAUCAUUGAGCCUAGACAAAUACCUGACCAAGUACACCAGCGAAGACAACGCGUCGUUCCGAGACAUCAUGGCCAGGUCUGAGGAGAAGCAUCGACAGAAACACGCCUGGCUGUAUGAAGCCGAGCUGAACCAUGCGGCUGAGACGGAGGAUAUGCUGAAGUUAAAGAGCUCUGAACAGCUAGCCAUUGAUUCUAGGAGUAAUAGGUUGAACACAUGGAAAUAUGAGGCAAAGAAUGCACUCAUGUAUGUGCCUGAAGGUGUGGAACCAAGUCUUGCAGAGAAACUGUUGAAAAAACCUGAGAAAGAGAUCGCCCACUCCAACACCCGACUGACCUCUGACCCCUUCCCCCGACCCAGCACCGGGACCCUCCCCGGUCUAGCAGGAACAAGCCGACAGGAUGGGAGGGUUGGUGCAGAUGGUAAAGAGUUGACCCCAUCAGACGGUCCCAAGGUCAAUGGCUAUGGUUUUGUGGCUACUCCGUCUCCUGCUCCAGGUGUGAAUGAAUCUCCCAUGAUGACUUGGGGUGAGAUAGAAGGAACACCAUUCAGGUUAGAUGGGGGCGACACACCUGUUCAAAUGGUUAGAGGGCCACAGUUCAAGAUGCCUGGUGUUCCAAAGAAAGAGAAGCUUGGUUUAUCACUGGUUGAUAAGGUGACCAAGAAGAAUAGAGCUAAGAAAGAAGAAGCCUUGCGACGAGUCACCAAGAAUCUUGUCAGUCCAUCACCAAGUCGUUUUGGUUCUGCAAGUCCCAUGGACCGGAUACGAACGCUGUCAUCAGCUGCACAGAAACUCGUCCAAAGAAGCGUGGGUCAAACGGACAAAGCUCUCAGGGCAAGCUACACACCGUCUCCGCAACGCUCUGUUGGUAGUAGGACGCCCUCUCUUGGUGGAACACCCAACAGGACGCCUGGACUAACCCCAGGGAAGUCACCGGCUUCAAGGCGCGCUCAGUCGGUCACUGCGAGUCCCGCCUCCACAAGAACUCCAGCGGAACCACCAAGUUUGACAGACAAUCUCCUCAAUCUACCAAAGAGAACUGCUCCACAAAGACAGAAGGCUACUGAUUUUUUCUAAUAUUUUGUUGAAUAUGCAACAAUUGAUAAACUUUAUUUGCAUCUCUGGAGAUCAGAAGGCAAGAAUAGAAAAAAAGACUCUUUGUCCUGGUAUGGAAAUGGAUCAUCAGACAGGCUGUGACCAAUGCUGGGUCAGAGACUAAAACUGUGUAUAUGUCAACUCGCUCACGCAUGCAGUGCAUGUGUGGCAAGAUACCACUCUUUGAUAG
Lytechinus variegatus (green sea urchin) is the source of this 1887-nucleotide messenger RNA. RefSeq names its product splicing factor ESS-2 homolog. The record is from RefSeq and is a predicted model, not a curated record. The transcript has 8 exons. NCBI's taxonomy places the organism in Eukaryota, Metazoa, Echinodermata, Echinoidea, Temnopleuroida, Toxopneustidae. The coding region runs from base 153 to 1679 and encodes 508 amino acids. Gene Ontology annotation, cellular component: catalytic step 2 spliceosome.